Messenger RNA from Chelonia mydas (Green sea turtle), 5646 nucleotides. RefSeq names its product C-type lectin domain family 2 member B. NCBI's taxonomy places the organism in Eukaryota, Metazoa, Chordata, Testudines, Cheloniidae. The record is from RefSeq and is a predicted model, not a curated record. The coding region runs from base 391 to 1107 and encodes 238 amino acids. The transcript is spliced from 5 exons.
ACCACCUCCUGCUGUUUGUCCAUGGCAUCUCCUCCUUUCUCUGUGCUACCCACCCUGUAACCUCUUCUCUACUCCCAGGUCAUUCCCAUCUCCCUUCCCCUUUACCCCUCCACCUGCUAUUCAGUCUGCUGUUCUCUGUGCCUUCCCCCUGUGCCACUCUGCCCUCGUCGCCCUCUGGAGGCACUGUUCUCCCCGUUCCCCACCCCUUCCCCUUCCCUGCUUGCCUCUCCAGGGCAGAGCAGGCGGGUGCUACCGGGGGGAGGCCGCCCGCCCCCCAGCCAGCGCGAGCCGCUGCCUUUCCUGCGGGCGCCCGGGCACGAAAGUGAAAGUGAAAGGGGGGAACCGGAUCGUUGCGGAAGCGCGACCACUCCGAGGCCGCGUCCAGCUGGGAUGGAGCCUGUCGGGGCCCAGAGGGAAGGAGAAGGGGGGAUUCCUCCUCGGGCUACGUCGGGAGCCGCUGGGGCCCUGCCCGGGGGCCGAGAGGAGAGAGAGCCGCUAACAAACACAGCAGCCCCGGGAACCCCGGAAGAUCGCAGCUCGCAGGGCACUGAGUGGGCACCGGGCGCCGGCAGCGAGCCCCAACCUCGCAGCGGGUCGGGAGAGCCGAGUCCUCGGUGUACUCCUGCCAUUGGGAGCCCUUCGUUACCGACUAAUGCAACUUUUUGGACCUGGAAGCUGUCGGAGUGCGGGGAGCAGUUCAGUCGGAUGAAGGAAGCUGUGUCCGGAUUUUUCUCAAGCCAGAAACUCGUUGUUGGAACUGUUGCUAUUGGGAUUUUGGUAUUGGUCCUGGUAAUUUUCCUGAUUGUACAUCUUUUCUCCUAUAAAGAACCUCCCAUCUCCCUGCCCUCUGAGCCAUGCCCUGAGGACUGGCUGUACUUCAAAAGGAAAUGUUAUUACCUCUCAGAAGAGGAGAAGGACUGGGACUCCAGUCAGAGCUUCUGUUCCCUUUAUGAAGCUUCACUUGCUGUGAUUGAAAACCAUCAAGAAAUGCAUUUCCUCACUAAGCGUAUGCACAUGCAAGACUCUUGGAUUGGACUGCGCAAGCGAGAAGAAGGCUUCUACUGGGUCAAUGGCACUCCACUUACAACAGACCUAUUCAAAAUGUGAGCUCUGCCCCAAUGGAUGGGUGCUGCACAGUGGGAGAUGUUACUGUUACUCAGAAAAUCGUGAGACUUGGAACUACAAUAAAGAAUAUUGUUCAGAAAAAAAAUCUGAGCUGCUUGUUAUUGAAGAUGAAACUGAAAUGGUAAAUCUGUAUUGCCUACUGUGGGUCAACUUCUGAUCUCAUUUACAUGGAUAUAAAUCUGAAAAAGAGCAGAAUAUUUCCCUGUAUUAACAGAGGUCAGUUCUAUAAAUAUGCUUAUAUAAUGCAAUAUGAAUGGCUAGUAAGCAAGUGCGCUGAGGGAAAAUAGACCCCUGUAUAUGAAGAAACCUCUUGGCUGUCUGUAUGAAUGAUGUGAUGUGCAUCAGCCUAAAUUUCACAUAAAUAAUAUUUGCAGUAAUUUGUCUUAGUGAUAAACCCCAACAACAAUAGAUAUUUAGUAACUGAUUCAGGGAUUUCUGUCCUUCAAUUUUUGUCCUAAACUUCUGUGCACAACUAAACCACCCCGAAGGCUGCUGCUUUUCACCGGUGGGUGGAGUGAUUCCUCUGCGUACCUUAGGCCUCCUUUGCAGAAGUUUAAGUGUCUGUACAAGGCAGUGGAGAAUCAGGUCCCAUGGGCCAAAUCCUAAACAACAACUUUGUCACUCUUGCAACAAAAAGGGACUAGAAAGCAGCUGGACCUCCCCAAAUGGGGACUUCCCCAACAUUUUUUGGAUCUUCAGUUGACAGAAUUAGUGAAGUGCUCUUCAGCAUCCCGAACCCCUGCAGUCCCCAUUACAAGAAGAAGAAGACCCAUUACCAGCCGGUGUGCUUUAGAACCUGCAGCUGGUCUGAAGUAAGCUAGCAUGGGCUGGGAAGAGCACAGAAUAGACCCCAAGAUCUGCAUCCCAUGCCACUCCCCCCUAGCAGCUGUAACCAGUGAAUCUGGGCACAGCUGCAAAUCUGGCCCCAUGUGCAUAGUUUGAUGGUUUGUAAAACACUUUUCAAUCCUUAGGCAUGAAAAGUGCACAAGCAAAUAUUGUGUUAUUAUUGAACUUUAUUACCACUGGAGUUUUGCAACAUGCCAUUAUUAUUAGGGUGUAAUGAUGUAAUUCUAGCUGUAGGAAUUUAUAAACAAAGGACAAGGAUGCUGUUUUUCUUUGGAUUGGAUUAAAUUAUGAAGAGAAGAAAGGAAGACGGAUAUGGCUUGAUGAUUCCAAACAACAGGGACACAGGUAGAUUAAUUUUCAAAUAAGAACAGUGAACAUUUCCAGACAUUAUAUUGAAAGCUUUUAGGUUUUUGCCUCUGGAGAUGUGAGGUCAGAUUCUCAGCCCCCAACACUUACACUGCUGUAUGAAGGAGCUGUAAACAGGGCAGCUAGGGAUUUUCUUGGCACAAGGGAAUCCCUGCCUGGUGUAGAGCUGGAGGGGAAAAGGGAUCUCCCGAGUAACUUACCCACCUCAAGAACCUUAGAAGCCUUGCAGAGAUGUGAAUUGCCCCAUUCAUUUCUAUGGUGUGUUCUCUUUCCCAGUCCCCAUUGGCUCCCAGCUUCCAAACAAAGAGCCAAUCAGGCCAGCAACUUUCCCCACUCUCCACCCAACAGUGGGUAGGGUCAAAAUAUUUCUCCCCAAUAGAGAGGCAGUAAACAGACCCUGCAUGUCUGACAUGGGCAGAUGAGCUAAUGAGUGGAGAGUGGUACUUCUGCCCAGAGGGUGUGGAGCAGAUCCUGAGGAGCUGCAUGAGUCUACAGCUUUGAUGUGCAACCCUUCUCAAGUUUUAAAAAAUGUUUUCCAUGCCUGUGAUCCCCCUUUACUUUAUGCCCUGCUCACCUGCAGCCCUGGCCAUCACUUUAACUUGCCUCAGUUGCUUGGACAAAUAUAUUCCCCCCUGCCCCCCCAGAUGAUUUAUCCAUACAAGGGCACAUUGAAAACAAAGUAAAGCACACCACAACCUCGAGCCCACUCUUGACAGGUGUAAAUGACUAUACAAGGUGCAAGCAGUGUUGUUGCAUCCGUGCCAGGCUCAGCAUAUGACAAAGACAAGGUAGGUGAGAGAAACAAGGUUUCCAAAACAUGUCUCUCUCAGCAACAGAAGUUGGUCCAAUAAAAGAUAUUACCUCACCCACCUUGUCUCUCCAUAUGAGGUGCAAGACAGUGGAAAGGCAAACCCAAUGCUUGUUUUAUCAUUGAUUCAAAAAGAGCAAUCACAGGUCCUUGUUUUUCUCUCCACCAGGAUAAAUAUUCUACAUAAUUCCAGAGUCAUUUUGCAGUGCUUUGUGUCCCCUCCCAGUACAUUGCAAGCUUGAUCCAUAAUUCAUCUUUCAUACACAAAUUCCAAUAAGCCAAUAUAUUUCCAAAAGGCUGAGAUUUUGUAACAACGAUAAGAAUAGCAACCUGUUUUAUUGAGAGGGGGAAUGUUGGCCAGGAUACUUCAUGAACACCUCUACUCUUUCCAUGGGAUCUUUAAUUUCCAAUUGGAUAGCCACCAGUGAGACACAGAAGGGUUAAAAACCAUAAAGAAUGUGUGAAGUCCAUCAAUAAUGGCAGAUCCUGUGAGAUGUCCCCCUUCUGUGUGACCCAAAGGAAGCCCCAUCUCUGUGGCCUUUGGGGACCUGACCUCCAAGUCUCACUCCCUCUGAAAGUAAGGUGGUACCAAGAAAGCAUCUGUUCUUCUUUGUUUCACUAUUUAUGUUUUAUGGUGUUGUAGAACCAAGUUAUACUUUGAUCUCCCUUAUCUUUGUGUUGGUUUGUUUUUCAGUUUUAAAAUAAAAGGAAGGAAGCAAGGAGAAAAUUGUGCUGCUUAUAAGAUGACUGAAAUGCAUGCUGAUAGCUGCAACUCCUGAUACAAAUGGAUUUGUGAGCAAAGGGCCACUCUGAUGGAGAUCUAAGACAUCCUGGAUGGUAGUGACAAAAUUGGUUUAGCAGGUUUAACAUAAUUUCACAUCAGCUGGGAUAUUCCAUGCAAAAUGAAGGGAACACAACUUGAAUUCUGGUGAAAUUAUACGUAAAAGUGUAUUUAGGCAUCAGACUCUGGUCUCACUCACAGCCACACUUCCUUCCCUGAUGAAUGUGCCAAAUCUGUGAGCCUGACUGUGCUGUCCUUAACUACAAAAGCCCACUCUCUUCCACAGCUGUGAAGAUAACCCAGAUAUUCUGGUUACCAACUUUCUACUGUCUAGCAUACAGUACCUAAUAGUUGUGUAAGCCAUUUGCAAAGCAUAUGCAGUGUACCCUUCUCGCAACUAGACCAUAUGGAGGAUAACAGCCUACCACUGUUGUUAGUUACUUCUUUAGCUCAAAAGGUAAAGAUUUGUGCUGUGAAUCUCAAAAUCCUCUGUUGAAAUCCUUUUGAUGACCUAUGUGUGAGGUCAAUGUCAUUCCAGAUAACAGAAAUUUAGUGUAUUUUAAUGUUUCUGUUAAAAUAUUAAAAUUACAUUCAAAACCCACUACAUUAAAAGUACAUUAAAGUUUCAGAGUCCAUCACUUAAAUGGAAAUGCCAGAAAUUAGGUUACCUUGAAAUUAUGAAAAAAUGUUAAUUAUUUGAUCGCAUAUUCUUUGUUCUCUGGGAUUCCAGACUCUUUUAACGCAUAUGCUAGACAGUAAAUGAGGCAGAGGGUUGUGAAAAGAGAAAGGACUUUCUCCUGUGGUCAAAGCAUGUAACUGGAAGGCAGAAGUGUGGGGUUUUGGCUCUGCUACAGACCUCUUAUAUGAUGAUGAGAAAGACUCUUUCAAAAUACAUAUGCCCCAGUGGGAUAAAUUAAGAUUGCAUGAGCAACUUUAAUUCUGGCAUUGCCCAAUUUUUGAGUGCUAGACUUUGCAACCUUAACAUUUAUUUAAUGUAGUGUUUUAUAUGUAGUUGUAAUUGUUGUAUACAAUAGAAAUUCAUAAAUGCAUUGCAUUUACUUUUCAGUGAAAUUUUAUUGCAUAAUCAUUUAAAUGAGAAAUACUUAUAUAGCAGCAUCCACCCAAACUCUGGAACAUCAGAAGGUCCUUCAUGACAGUUACUGUUAAAUACGCUUUUGCAGAGUCCAGGGAAAACUAUACAUGUAGGAUUCCAGAGCAGUGAAUGGGUGUCAUGUGCCCAUACUAAUGCAUCAGACUAAGUUCAGCUGUCCACCAGCAGAGCAAAUGACGACACAAGAGCAUUAUUAAAUGUACUUAGUAGACAAAUUAAAUGGAAAAAUUAAAAUUUUCUCUAAUCCCACGCAAUUUUACACCUCUUAUGGGUUACUUUUCACAACAUUAAAUAAAAAAAAACUUUAGACAGAAAUGGAUCAAGUUGAAGGUGUCCAGUUAAACAAAGAGUGCAAAGCAGCCAUCUCUCACACAUUUCAGGAGAUACAAGAAGUGUAUAUAUACAGUCUAAUACUUUACAUUUUCACAGGUCAAGACCCCAGUUCAUUCAAUGGAUAGGUUCCCCUUUAGGUGCUUCCAUUGGACUUGAACUGAUCAGACAUCUAGCAAAUGGGAAAGUUGGGUCUAUGGUAAACUGCACACUAUGGCUUUUUUUGCUUAAUGGUACACUCCAGUUUAAGAGACUGUAUGCUUAAAUAAUAACAUUUUG